AUGGCCGUAUCUGUCUUGUCCAAUUCGAGAGAUUAUUUGGAAGGAGCAUUGACCCAUACUGCGCAAGUUGAUUUAUCGUGCAUAUCAGAGGAAUCUUUAAUAGAGCAGGUUUUGUGGCCUACGGCCCAGGAAGCGGCGCAAUGGGCAGGUUCCCACAUUGCUGCAAGAAGAUCCUGUCGGCAGAAAUGCAACUUGAAUUUGGUACGCCAUCCGUCAACUCUCCACUCUCGAACUCCUUCUCUUCGAAAAUGGGAUCGCGGCAUGCUCUGUGUCAGUUAUCGCAAAUCAUGGAAAGCUAAAGCCAUGCUGGAAAAACAGGCGCCUCAUGUCAAUAAAGCUCCAGUCUUGAAUAGCAAGCAGUGGACAUGCAACGCUCUCGAAAUAUAUGAAAACCCUCCCCCUCCUUACGGUGACGCAGCGCUUGAUGCGCCUCCGGACUACUCACCUACCGAUCAAUUGGCCAGUUCGCGGGUCGAAUCGCCUUUGACGCCCCCUCCUACCUAUUCAAUAUGCAGAGUUCAGCGCAAGUCUCUUGAGAUUGAAGACCUUACAAGUCCAAUCAAGCUUGAUUUUUCGAAUGCCUCAAAUGCUCGGACACACAAGGGAGGCAAGAACAAGAAGAAAAAGAAACCGAAUAACAACAAUAACAACAGCAAGCAAAACAAGGCUGGCGAUUCGGAUCAUGAGCAAGAAGGAAACGAAGGAGCAGGGGAAGAAGGGAGUCAGAAUGGAGGUGGCGGCGAUGGUGGGGGAGAUGGCGACGGCGACGGCGACGAUAAGAAGGAGCCUAACGUGGCUGUUGACGAGGAAGAGGAGGAGUUGAAGAAGCGAGAGGAGGCCGAAAAAGCAGAGCAAGAAAAAAGGGCUGAAGAAGAAGAAGCUGCUGCUGCUGCUAGUGCCGCCGCUGCCAUUGCAGGCGAGGAUCCAGAUCCAGACGAAGAAUGGGGCUUUGCGCCUCCAAAGAAGAACAAGAAGAAAAAGAAGGGCCAGGCGGCCGCUGAAACAGUACCUCCUCCACCUCCGCCUCCGCCGGCCCCGGCAGCCUCAAAUGAGCAAGGGCAGGAUUUUGAUGAUGUCAAUUUGGAUGACCCGACCCCCAAAAUUGAACUUAAUUUUGGGAGUGGAGAUGAUAACAAAGGCUCAGAUGGGUUCUCUUUUGGAAGCGGCACCUGGGGCGGCUGGGGCAAUAGCGGGAAGUGGGGCAUGGGUAAUACAGAUAAUGCAAGCGGUAUCGAGAUUGUCGACGAAGAAAAGUCCAAUGAGCCUCCCGAGGGAGAGAGCCCAUGGGGCGUAAGUACUGGCAAGAAAGGGAAAAAGAAGAAAAAUACUUCUCUUGACUUUGACGAUUUUGGAGAGUCCGGCGAUCCUCCGGCUGGCGAUGGGAUAACGGAAGAGAAGCCAGAAGAGAAACAACAAGACAACCCGGGGGAUGAAUUCGCUGAAUUUACUACUAUGUCUAGGAAGGAGAAAAAGAAGAAGAAGAAAGAGGCCAAAGCUGCAGAAGCAUUCGCCGAAAUCAAACCUGAGGAGCCAUUGAGUGGUGACUUUCCAGAUUCAGAAAAGAAGGCCGUCGACACAAACAACGAAAUGGGAGAAGCUCUAAUUGAUAUGGGCCCGGCGAAGGACGAUGAACAUGUUACUUCUCCAGCGCCAGAACCGGCAUCCGACUUUGCGUGGGGAGGAUGGGGAGAAGUAUCCAAGAAGGAUAAGAAGAAGAAAAAGAAUGGUGGUGCUGCGACUGAAGCCACCGACGGAGGCGCCGGUGAAAAGCCUCUGGAGCCCGACUGGAUGAACUGGGAUGGCGACAAGGCAAAUGACGAAGUACAAAAUCAGGACGAAUCACUGCCUCCGCCGCCGCCAGCUCCCGAGGUGGUAGACAGCUCCAUGGGUGCCAAUGAGUGGGCAGGAUGGGGUAAACCAAAGAAGGCCAAGAAAGGAAAGAAGGGUGCAGAAACAAUCGCCGAGCCCGAAGCUCCUCAAGACUCUGUUGAGGACAAUAUCAUGAAACCAGAUGCCAUUGAUGAGCCCAAGGGCGCGGCAGCUGAUGAAGGCUGGGGCUGGAAUUGGGACAAGCAGAGCAAGAACAAUAAGCAGAAGAAUGACCCUGUCGAGGUUGUUGACGAUGAUCCAGCAGAAUCUUUGAUGCAGCCAGACUCAAUCGUGGAGCCGAAGCCGGUCGAUGAUGAUUGGGCCGCAUGGGGAACUACGAAGAAGGACAAAAAGAAGAAGGGCAAAAAGGGAAAUGCGGGCAAUGCACCACUAGACCAGGAGCCAAUGCCUCCGCCGCCACCACCCGCUCCAGCGGCGCCGAACGAAGAUGAGUUUGACGGCGCAAACCUCGAUGCACCAGCGGCAGAGGAAGAUCCGGAUGAGAUUGUUGCAAUCGUUGACGAAUCAACGAACACGGUAGAGAAGCCUCCUCGAGAUAGUGCUUUUACAACAGCCAAAAGCUUCUGGGGAAGUUUUGGACUUGGUGGUGGCAGCACGGCCGGUUCCAAAGCGAAAAGUGCCAAGGAGAAAAAGAAGGAGGAGGAACGGUUGAAGAAGGAGCAAGAGGCGAAGGCUAAAGAGGAGCAAGAGGAAAAGGCAAGACAGGAAGAAGAGGAAGAGGCAUUGAGAGAAGAGCAGAGGUUGAGGGAGGAGGAAGAGGAGAGAGUUAGAAAAGAAGAGGAGGAGAGAAAGCAGCAAGAGGCUAAGAGGGAGGCAGAAGCCCCAAAGGGGAAGAAGGCAAAGAAGGCUGCGAAAAAAGCAGCAAAAGCUGCCAAGGAGAAAGAGCCAGAGCCCGAAUCUGAGCCUGAAGUCAAAGUCACAGAUGAAGGUCAGGCAGCCGACGAAGUCGUGCCAGAAAUUACACCGAUUGAAAAUGAAGAGUUCGAUCUACCGGAGCCUGUCCCAGUCGAGGAAAAGAAGACAGACGUAUGGGGUUUCUGGGGUAGUUCCCGCAGGACAACAAAUAAGGCUGACAAAAUUCCCAAGGCAUCCAAGGAGGAGAACCUCACAGCCAAUCAAGAACUGGCGCUUAACGAACCGAGCGUGUCAGCUGCCGUUAUCGAUAAACCGCCCCCACCCGCGGUAGCGACAUCAGCAAUCCCCGGUAAGACUGGAGCUGGAAAGCCAAAAGGUCCUGGAAAAUUAUCGGUCGCUGAUAAAAUCAAAGCAUUUGAAGGAGGCAAGGUUGUAGAAGACGAAGCUGCCGAACCCGCGCCGCUUCCGCUUUCACCUCCGCCUGAGCCUGAAUUUCCGCCCCAGGAGGACCCGGGCCCCAAGAAGAAGUCUAAAUCCAAAUCCAAAUCUGCCAAAGCACGCGAGAGCAUUCUAUCGGAGCGGAAGCCUGAGCCUGAGCCUGAGCCAGAAGCACCAAAGGAAGAGGCAUCUGCUACUGUUCCUGGGAGCUUUCCUUCUGAAUAUGCAGACGAUGACAUCGUAGAAGUCAUUGAUCUUGGCGCCGCAUCAGGUGGCGCUGGUGCUGUUACUGAGGAAUCUCCUGCGCCUGAGUUUGACUCUCAACCAGAGCCCGUGCCAGAGCCCGAACUAGAGCCUGUGCCAGCAGAUGAUCAGCCGGCCAAGGCAGCUCCGCAAUCCGCUAAGAAGCCGCGUUCAAAGAUUGUGAGGGAUGAUAGCGCUCUCUCUUGGGGCUUUUGGGGUUCCACACCGAAAAAAGGCGUGAAGAAGCAGCCGGCUACACCAUCCGCGAAAGAGACAACCCAACCCCCGGGCCUGUCGACCAAGGAUUCUUCUGGAGACAAGGUACGUGAGAUAUCGACUCCGAAAACUUCUGAAGGCGCCAGAGCAGUCAAGCCAAAGCAAAGACAAACUCCAUCCAGAGGUCUGAGCUUCGCGCAGCUGCUUCUUGGCACGCCGCCGCCGCGAACCAAGGCGCGUCGCGUCAACUCUGGACGUCAGGGUAACACUCGGCCUCAGUCAACGGAUAACGAACCGGCAAGUGUGGAUCCCACUCCAGAACUGGAAAAGGAAGAGCCAGAAAUGGUCCCCGAAGCAGUGGAAACAGUGGAAAAAGAGCCAACGCCGCCUCCCCCGCCCCCACAUCCGCCUGCCGCAAUUGUGGAGCCUACAUCGAUUCCAGAACCGGUCGACCCCGUAGUCCCUGUAGAACUAGUAGAUGCAGGGUCAGACCCUGAUGACGUUGAUGAACCAGAGCCGGUCCCAGAGCCCAUAGAGCCCCUAGAAACCAUGGUUGAUGAUGACGACGUGGUCGUUGUGCCACCUCCUGCUGACGUACCUGCUACCAUGGACCCGCCAAGUCGGAAGAAAUCUUCUCGUAAUAAGGACCCAAACAGAACGAGGAGUAGUAGACGCAGAGAGCACCAUCGUCUAUCGCGGGCGGAAGAUCAAAUGUUCACUCAUCAAGAUGCCGCUGUCCUGCGUGACGCUCCCGCUCACCGUACAGACGAGCCUGAGAUUCCCAAUGGUCCAGACGAUCUUACCUUUGUAGAAAGACCGAGAGAUCAACCAUUGAAGCGCUCCAUGUCUGCCGCAAAGCCUACGGAGAAGCUAAUGAGCCUGUUCGGCUCAUUCAAGGCUAAGAGUAGCUCACGACCUCAGAAUGAGGAACGCCGAAAAAGUAAGUACAUGUACGAAAGUGAAGAUGGUAUGGCUCGCCGAGCGCGCGUCUCACUAGAAGACGAGGAGAUGCAGCGUCAAAGUCGUGAGGAACGAAGAGCCCGUCGCACGGCCCGCCGGGCAGCCGCAGCAGAGCAGGACGCAGCAGCUGGGUUUGUCGCAGAGGGAGCCGCCGGUGGCGCAGUCACAGAUGUCGAAGAGGAGCAUCCAAGGCGGGAGAAACGAAGAUCUCGACGAGCAGAGAAAGAAGCCGCUGAACGAGAAGCGCGACAGGCUGAAAUCCGGCGUUUGGAAGAGAAGCAAGCUAAACGGCGAGAGCUCGAAAAGGCCGAAAUGCGAGUCAAAAAAGCAAAGGCGAGAGAAGAUCGCGAUCGAAGGCUUCGUGAAGAAGAAGAGGCGGAGCAAAAAUACCAAGAGGAACGCCGUGCUCGAAAGGCUGCAAAGGCAGAACGCCUAGCCCAAGAGGAAGAAGCUCGCAGGGAAGCAGAGAUUAGGCAUGCCGAAAAGAAAUCUCGUCGACGAGAGCGCGAGCAGCAGCGAGAACGGGCCCUUGCUAUGGAUGACGAGGCUGCGGCAGUCGAGCAUCGUCCGGGUAAACCGGAGCGCAGGCGCUCACAUGCCGUGCGGACGCCAGAGGAGGAUCCGGAACGUGCUGAACGUCGUCAACAGCGACGAGAGGAGCGCGAACGUCGCCGUGCUUCUGCUGCCAUUAGUGCUGGUGGCGCUGGUGGGACAGCUUCCUACGCACGUACGCCAGGCGAGCCUCAUUCUUCCAGUCGUCGCCGCAAAUCCUCCACCACUGUCCCACCCGCUGGAAACCCAGUUGAAGAUUAUUUUGAUCCGCGCAAUAGCGCCAACACUCGCGGACACGCACCCGUCGAGCUGGACGACUACCACGCAUAUCUCGGCCAAACCUCUACAAUACCUUACUUUGGCAGUCGUGCGACAGACAAGACCACUUCGUGGGUCGAACAAGUGAAUGCAUCCCCACCACCUCCUCCGCCCAUUGAACCCACCGUCAUUGAACCGCCUCCUAUCGUCAUGUCCGGAGCUGUCGGUGGGGCCGCCGGUGAGAGUCGUCAUAGUCGGAGCGCCCGCAGUCGCGGAAGCCGAGGCACGCGGAGUCGCGGCAGCCACGAGCACCCUGGCGAAGUUGUCGAAGAUCCUCUGGCCGACGACGAAGACGAAAUUGCGCGUCGCGAACGACGUCGAGCUCGCCGCGAAGCACGUUACGCAGGCAUGGCCCCAGAGGAGGUUGAGGAGCGACGUCGUAGACGCGAGAGUCGACGUAUCGAGCGCGAACGUCUUGCUGCCGCUGCAGUCAGAGGCGAGGUCCCUCUCGCGAAUGGACAGCGGAGCAGCGAAGGCGGUGGAGUCCCCGCGGAUGGUGGACCUUCAUACUACGACAAUUACGCUCCCGCCGGCGACAAGUACGACAAGUAUGAUCGCUAUAAUGACAACAGAUACGAUGAUCGAUACGCCACGCCUCGUCGCAAGAGCGAUUACUACGCUACACCACGCACAUUUGACGGAAAAGUGCCAACGCCCAAGAAGGAGAGCUGGUGGAAGAAACUUACCACCGCUGUUUAG
Messenger RNA from Xylona heveae TC161, 6171 nucleotides. RefSeq lists its product as hypothetical. Bases 1 to 6171 code for a protein of 2056 amino acids. NCBI's taxonomy places the organism in Eukaryota, Fungi, Ascomycota, Xylonomycetes, Xylonales, Xylonaceae. The record is from RefSeq and is a predicted model, not a curated record. The transcript is spliced from 4 exons.